Molecule: messenger RNA, 804 nt
Organism: Cladocopium goreaui
Lineage: Eukaryota; Dinophyceae; Suessiales; Symbiodiniaceae
Source: the annotation of a GenBank genome assembly
AUGGCUGGUGGAAGAGCUGCUCGGCUGUGGACAAGGAUUCUUCACCAAUGUUUUGGUGAACGAGCACCUGGGCAGACCCUUGAGAUGAUGCUGCUCAAGUUGAUCAUGCGAGGCUACCGGAACCAAAUGAGCAACUCUGAAUUGCAUCAUUUCUGUGAAUGCUUUUCAGGAGUGGGAAACAUCACACGGGAGCUGCUUCGAGCUGGCUUUAAAGGGUCGGCCUUCGACAGUGAGUAUACAGCUGACCACAACUUGCUAGACUCUUCUGGGUUCGAACUUGUCCUCAACUGCUUGACUGCACUUCGACGUCAUGCUCUGCUGAUCACAGAUUUGGAAUGCCCACGACCGGCAGCUGGUGGAGGUGAAUUACUUGUGCGUAGAGACGGCGAUGCUUUCACCGGAAACAAGGACAAUUUAGUUUUGUCGCAAGUUUACACACGCUCCUUCGGCAGAGCUGUAGCUCGCAUUUGCCGAGAUGAGUGGGGCAGCCACCGGGAGCCGGUGCGUGAGGUCCAGGAGUGGUGGAAGCUCGACGAGAGUUCCAGUCGUGCCAAAGACAUUCGUAAAAAACUCACCGGCUGGCGAAAUUCCUUGUCUUUUCAAGAAAAGGCAAAACUUCAUAUGGCCAGAGCAUUGAUCAUGAACCCUGAGAUCUUGAUUUUGGAGAAGCCCUUAAUGAAUUUAGAUGAGGCGGAGUCUGAACGGGUCAUGACCGUCCUCCGUGAGUAUGUUUCCAAUCGCGGCGUUGCGAUGUCCAGUGAGAGCCGAGACAUGCGAAGGCUGCUGGCAGUUGGGGGAUGCUGA